Micropterus dolomieu (smallmouth bass) is the source of this 1449-nucleotide messenger RNA. RefSeq names its product C-C chemokine receptor type 5-like. The transcript has 4 exons. Gene Ontology annotation, cellular component: membrane. The record is from RefSeq and is a predicted model, not a curated record. Gene Ontology annotation, molecular function: chemokine receptor activity. The coding region runs from base 150 to 1259 and encodes 369 amino acids. Gene Ontology annotation, biological process: G protein-coupled receptor signaling pathway; immune response; chemotaxis. NCBI's taxonomy places the organism in Eukaryota, Metazoa, Chordata, Actinopteri, Centrarchiformes, Centrarchidae.
AGCUCAGCUGAUUAAAGUUAUGAACAGAAAUGUCCUCUUUGUCGCCUGUAACGUCAGUGUUGUGUAGAGAAGCAGUUCGUCAGUUUAACAGAUCUCAGGUGACAUAAGGUGGGACAGCUACUGCUCGCUCGCCUUCACACACGGAGAAGAUGAUCUGGAUCCUUCUGCUUGUCAGCCUGACCUCCUCUGUCUCUGAUGGUGAAGAAAAUGCCACCACCUACGACGUGUAUGAUUAUUCAUCUUAUUAUGGAGGGGAUGUGGGAGAGUUCAUUCCUUGCAACUACGACCAUGUGGGAGAUUUUGGCAGGGUUUUUCUGCCCACUCUAUAUAGUUUGGUUUUCAUUCUCGGCUUCGUAAGUAACAGCCUCGUGGUGUGUGUCCUGGUGAAGCACAGAAACCAGACUAACUUCACAGACAUCUGCCUUUUCAACCUGGCUCUCUCCGACCUCUUGUUCGUCCUCACGCUGCCUUUCUACUCUCACUACUCUGUGGUCAGUGAAUGGACUUUCGGAGACUUUAUGUGCCGCUUCAUCGCUGGCUUCCACAACAUCGGGUUCUUCAGCGGCAUCUUCUUCAUCGUUGUCAUGACGCUGGACCGCUACGUCGUCCUCAUGCACGCGCAAGCAGUACCACGAUAUCGCACUCUGAGGAAAGGCAUCGCUCUGACUGUGUUCAUCUGGAUGCUGAGCAUGAGUGUCUCUCUACCGGCUUUUGUCUUUACAAAGUUGACAGACGAGUCUGGCGUGCUGCGCUGUGCCUACCUACCUGAAAACGAUGACUGGGAGACUUAUGACCUCUUGGCAAUAAACAUACUGGGUCUUCUGAUUCCCUUGUUGGUGAUGGUAGUUUGCUACUCCAGGAUGAUCCCCACGCUAGUGAACAUGAGGAGUGGAAAGAAGCACCGCGUUGACAAGAUGAUCAUGGCCGUAGCUGUGGCCUUUUUCUUAUUCUGGGGUCCAUAUAACAUUUGCCUUUUCUUGAGGUUUCUGAAAUCUACAGGUAAAUUACUGCUUGAUUGCAAACAGGAAGGGCAGUUAAUGGUGUCAGUAACAGUGACCGAGGCCUUUGCCUACACUCACUGCUGCCUGUACCCCAUCAUAUACGCUUUUGUACGACAAACGUUUAGGAAAGAAGUCGUGCAGCUGCUGAGCAAAUGUGUGCCUGGGAUUCACUUUGCCAGAGAUUUAUCAGAUAGCUCAUUCAGGAAAAGCUCAGUCGUGUCCAGGUCCUAUGAGAUCACCUCCACUUUCAUCGAGUAGGAGGUGGAAGUCAGAUGUAAUGUGCUUUACAGACAUCACCUGCAGAGUAUAACCAGUGUUAGUGUGUGAAGAAUUAACCCAAACUGAGAAGCAUGUCUACCUUAUAUUUCAUGUAUAACUGAAGUGUGUGUUCAUUUUGUAAUUUUUGAGCUCAUAUUAUUAUUAUUUGCAAUAACAUAUGGUUUACCGA